AUGGGGUUGUGCUUAGAAAAGAUAGAGAAGUCUAUUUCCUAUAUGGAUGAGACGUACGAUGCAAACUUUGGGGAGUGGAUAAGAAACGAAGACAAUGCACGCAUUGUUGCAUACAACAUGAAGAAGUAUGUUGAUAGCUACAAGACGUCGGACUUCAUAAUUGUUGUGAAGUGGAUAGUCAAGGACUGGACGCUGAAGUCUAUAAUAAUUUUCUCCAAGAAAAUGCUGGUGGAAGACAUCAAAGCCCUGAGCUUCAGAAGAUCCAACGAAGAUAGAGAAAGGUACAACAAAAGGAUUAGGAUAAUCUCAGGACUUAUCUUUACAUGGAAUCCUGUGUUCAUCACAGAGUUCAUAGUUUCGAUAACAAGGUCUUUUUCGACGAACGAAAAGUCGAAGCUGCUGACCGGCCUGUUGGAAGUGUUUGAGCCUCGAAAACUCUCGGAGAUUCUAUCCCAGCUUGAAGCAAAGAUCGAGCAGAAAACUUGGAAUGAGCUAUUCAAGAUCUUCAAUGAGGAGGCAUUUAAAAAGUCUAAACCAAGGAGCAAGCGAACAGCCAGUAUACUGCGAGCAUAUAACUUAUCUUAA
Messenger RNA from Encephalitozoon cuniculi GB-M1, 585 nucleotides. RefSeq lists its product as uncharacterized. Lineage: Eukaryota; Fungi; Microsporidia; Unikaryonidae. The transcript has a single exon. The record is from RefSeq and is marked provisional. The coding region runs from base 1 to 585 and encodes 194 amino acids.